Strongylus vulgaris is the source of this 354-nucleotide messenger RNA. The record is from the annotation of a GenBank genome assembly. NCBI's taxonomy places the organism in Eukaryota, Metazoa, Nematoda, Chromadorea, Rhabditida, Strongylidae.
GUCGGCGGCUACGAUCCUGAUGCAGUUUGGCCGGAGGGUAAAGCUAAUGAAAAAGAUGACGCGGUACGUUGUGUUUGCGGUUCUCUCGAAGAAGAUGGAGAAAUGACACUCUGUGACACUUGCAACUUUUGGCUACAUAGUGAAUGCUUGCAGGAUGUUGAUCAAGAUACUAACCCUUCUUUCUUAGUUCGUAAUGCCAGUGUCACUUUGUCUCAUCGUAAAUUUGACCUUACUUCUUUCUACUUGAAUUCGGAAGUUAAUUUAUGGUUUUAUGUUCUUUUGCUUUACAAAUAUUAUAAUGUGCCUCGCCAAGUUCAAGAAGUUAAAGCGUUUCAAAUGCGCGAAUUCCCAUAA